Molecule: messenger RNA, 2022 nt
Organism: Ictalurus punctatus (channel catfish)
Lineage: Eukaryota; Metazoa; Chordata; Actinopteri; Siluriformes; Ictaluridae
Exons: 14
Coding region: 475-1728 (417 amino acids)
Source: RefSeq, a predicted model, not a curated record
CCUGCUGUGAUGCAUUAAUUUCUAGAUAAUUACUCAUUUAUAUGCUCAUAAACAUCUCAUAAAAACCGCAGCUUCCUGGGUGAGGAACAGAGAACACAACGCAGACAUAUAACGCGGUGGUUUAGACAAGUCAACUACUGCGUUAUAUAUCUGCGUUGUGCUGUCACGAGCGCACAUCUCUCACCACCACAUCAGAGAAGCAACUCAAAUUCAGACUCUCACCAAUUACCCGCUUCUUUUGUCUUUGUACAUGAUUUAAAAUGACCGUGAAAUUGGUUUUUAAGACUUUUGACUCGGUAAUCCUCGCCCAAUAUGGGACGAUAAUUUCAAGCAGAAAUCUUCAGCUUCUUCAAGGAAACUUCGGAAUCGAAGACGCUUUAGUUGUUGAUCGGAUUCGAGGUUCAAGGAUUAAUUCAAGAAACUCGAGAAACUCUGCCGUGGCAAGAAACUGGUGGCCAGGAUGAUGUUCAAGAAAUGGGAUCCAGUAUGUCAAAAACCCAACGAUACGCAGAACAUCAGGAGCCCUUCAGCUCUGCUUUACCUGAAAAUGAAGAGCUUCCAGUUCCGUGUGUGGACGACCCGCUGCCUGAAAACGCCGUGGAGGUUUACGGAAACGAGGAAUUCCAGAAGAGAAAUCUGCUACCACUUCCAGUUCAGUGUGUGGAUGACCCGCUGCCUGAAAACGCCGUGGAGGUUUACGGAAACGAGGAAUUCCCGCUGAGAAAUCAACUAACAUUUCCAGUUCAGUGUGUGGACGACCAGGCUGGAUUAAAUGGCGUGGUUAUUUAUGAGAACCACAUUUUCCCCAUUUCAAAUCCCAGAUCUCAAAUCCCACGUCCAGUUCAGUGUGUGGACGACCCGCUGCCUGAAAACGCCGUGGAGGUUUACGGAAACGAGGAAUUCCCGCUGAGAAAUCAGCUACCGCUUCCAGUUCAGUGUGUCGACGACCCGCUGCCUGAAAACGCCGUGGAGGUUUACGGAAACGAGGAAUUCCAGAAGAGAAAUCUGCUACCAUUUCCAGUUCAGUGUGUGGACGACCAGGCUGGAUUAAAUGGCGUGGUUAUUUAUGAGAACGACAUUUUCCCCAUUUCAAAUCCCAGAUCUCAAAUCCCACUUCCAGUUCAGUGUGUGGACGACCCGGUGCCUGAAAACGCCGUGGAGGUUUACGGAAACGAGGAAUUCCCGCUGAGAAAUCAGCUACCGCUUCCAGUUCAGUGUGUGGACGACCCGCUGCCUGAAAACGCCGUGGAGGUUUACGGAAACGAGGAAUUCCAGAAGAGAAAUCCGCUACCUGGGUCCAGGGUGUCAAAAACCCAACGAUACACAGAACAUCAGGAGCCCUUCAGCUCUGCUCUAACUGAAAAGGAAGCGCUUCCAGUUCAGUGUGUGGACGACCCGCUGCCUGAAAACGCCGUGGAGGUUUACGGAAACGAGGAAUUCCCGCUGAGAAAUCAACUAACACUUCCAGUUCAGUGUGUGGACGACCCGGUGCCUGAAAACGCCGUGGAGGUUUACGGAAACGAGGAAUUCCCGCUGAGAAAUCAGCUACCGCUUCCAGUUCCGUGUGUCGACGACCCGCUGGGUUUAAAUGCUGUUGUAGCUACCGAAGAUCAGACUUUCUCCAUGCCAUAUCAGCCACCUGAGAAUGUCCUCAUUGUCUUACCCAUUGUGAAUACACAUGUUUAUAUAGUUAGUACGAUCAUAUUAGUCGUAAUAUACUUAUCAUGAACGAUUUUUGUUUUGUUUUACGAUUUAAUACAAUAAAUGUCUGUAAUAAAACUGUGUGUAAUGUGUUGUUUGUGGUAAGCUAAGCCAUUAGCUAAUUAGCGACUCUGACUAUCUACCCACAUCUUUCUCCAACUCUUUACAGAAUUCAAGCUCCGUUUUAGACUUCGUGUCACCUUGGUGUUGUAAGAGCUGCUACAGCCUAUAGGAAAAUGUGUAAGGAGCAUUUUCAUAAUGGAGGUGGUGUUCACUUUAGAAUAGCUCACUUUGUCCGUUGAGAUCCGGGGCUCCAGAUGG